Messenger RNA from Clonostachys solani, 1077 nucleotides. The record is from the annotation of a GenBank genome assembly. NCBI's taxonomy places the organism in Eukaryota, Fungi, Ascomycota, Sordariomycetes, Hypocreales, Bionectriaceae.
AUGGCCAGCGCAGUAAUGAAGGCUCUCGUGGGGGGCGAGUCCGGCGGCUACCGGCUUGCGGACGAUAUGGACAUUCCCGUCCCAAAGCCAGGCAUGAUGCUAUGUCGAGUGCAUUCAGUCGCCCUCAGCCCAUACGACGCCAAGAUCGUGGACUUUUCGAAUACUCCGGGAGCAGUGGGAGGCUGUGACUUUGCUGGCGUCGUUGUCGGGGUGGGUGAAGGCGUUACACGGUUCAAAGAGGGAGAUCGUGUCCUGGCCGUGACCUUUGGACUGAACGCCUCGGACAAGACGGCGGGCGCUUUUGCCGAGUACGCGCUGGCGACUGAGGACCUAAGCUGCCACGUCCCGGAGAAAAUGUCAUUCGCACAGGCAAGCUCCAUGGGACUCGGCAUUGCUACUGCUGGGCUUGCCCUUUUCCAAGCACCCGGGCUGAACCUGGAGAUGUCAUGUACCAAGCCCGCUGAUGAGAACGCGCCUUUGUUUGUUCUAGUCUCCGGGGGAGCUAGCGGGACCGGAACGAUGGCGAUACAGUUGUUGAGGGUCGCCGGCUAUAUGCCCAUCGUCACCUGCUCGCCCGCUAAUAAUGCCCUCUGCGAGUCUUACGGCGCUGUCGCCUGCUUCGAUUAUCGUUCAUCCACUUGUGGUGCCGAUAUCCGCGAAUACACCGCCAAUAACCUUGUAUUCGUGUUUGACUGCGUGACCGACGCGUCAACGAUGCGCAUGUGUUAUGAGGCGAUUGGCUCGUCCGGAGGAAGAUAUGUCACUCUCGAGGCCAUCACCACGGUCGUCAAAUAUACGCGGAGGGAUGUCCGCACUGACUGGCUUAUGACCCCUACCAUUACAGGAGCACCAGUGGAGAUCCCAGGUUCGUACGGGCGCCCUAGCACACCAGAGCACAGGGUGUUUGGAGCAGAGUUGUUCCUAUUGGCAGAGAAGUUACUCAAGGAGGGCAGCAUCAAGAAUCAUCCCUUGGACAUCAAGAAGGGUGGCUUGACGGAGAUCCCCACGUAUGUGAAUGACUUGCGUAUCGGGAAUGUGCGGGGCAAACGGAUGGUCGUGCCGUUGAUGGCUGCGUAG